AUGGCAAAAUUAAAAGCUAGUGUCCAUAAGCACAUUGACAUUGGACAGUUGCCUAGAUAUACAAGAUCUUUCCGUGUAUAUUUAAACAGCGAUAUAACAGAAUAUAUGGAACCCAUUAACAUUUGGAGUUAUAACUUAAGUGUUAUUAAAAAACAAAAAGAGGAAGAAGAAAAAAUAUUUCAAAAAUGCCUUACUUUUACUGAACUUUGUAAUGUUAUUAAUGAUACUAAAAAUGAUAUUAUUUUGAAGAAUUUGAAUAUGUUGUAUGGAAUAGCACAAGAACUUUCAAAAGAUGAACAACCAGAAAUAUUAAGUUCAUCAGUGUUAUUUUUCUUCAAAUUAUUUAUUGGUGUUUCUGGACUAUUAAUGAAACAUAUUUUAGAACUUAAAAGUAUGUUUGGAAAAGUAUCAAAUAAUAAUGCAGAUCAAAUAUACAAGUUGGUUAAAGAGGUAGAACAGUUAAUGAACGAUAAAAGUUUGAAAAAAUUAAAAAUACUUUGGGAGAAACUUGACGAUCAUAAAGCUGAUAAUGAAGAAAAUCAAAACAAAGAUCAGAAUUCAUUAGUCAAUGGUGCAUUACGUUAUAAACCUAACUCCAAAUGGCUACCUCCACAUUUUGCUAAAUUACCUGUUCAGGACUAUAGUUCAAAGACAUCUAAGUUAUUUUCCAUGGCUUAUAGUGAAGAAGAAAGAAUAAAUAAUAGUUCUCCAAAUUUUGGUAGAACUUGGUUAUUGAAACAGAUUACUAAGACCUCAUCAAUAGAUUUAGGCGUUUCAGAUGAAGAUUAUUAUACUAGUAUCAUAGAACUACUUUCAACUCAAAAAUCUGAUAUUGAACUUCAAGAUGAAGUAAGCAUUUUAAUGGUUUAUAUAUAA
Macrosiphum euphorbiae (potato aphid) is the source of this 876-nucleotide messenger RNA. The record is from the annotation of a GenBank genome assembly. NCBI's taxonomy places the organism in Eukaryota, Metazoa, Arthropoda, Insecta, Hemiptera, Aphididae.